Drosophila eugracilis is the source of this 876-nucleotide messenger RNA. RefSeq lists its product as uncharacterized. The transcript is spliced from 2 exons. Lineage: Eukaryota; Metazoa; Arthropoda; Insecta; Diptera; Drosophilidae. The record is from RefSeq and is a predicted model, not a curated record. Bases 39 to 791 code for a protein of 250 amino acids.
UGUCUUGAAUCAUUAGCAGUUCCUAUUUGGCAUUCGCGAUGAGAACUUCUUGUGUAAUUUUUGUGGCCCUUCUUUGCUGCUCCCUGGGCUCUGGCAAGCUCUUCGAUGAUGAGCUGCGCGAACUCACGGAGUUUGUGCGUUUGCAGAUGCGAUGUGGUUAUCCAGACAGAGGGGUUCCAAUUUUGGCCCCAGCACAGAUAGCCUACAAGGAAAUCGGCAUCAGAUCAGCAAGCUUUGGAUGCAAUGGAAACUUCACUGAACUUAUUAUCGAGGGCCUGGAUAGCUAUGAGUUCUCCAAAUUGGAGUGGAACAAUAUUCUGCACACCAUUAAGUUUGACAUGAACUUCCCCAAGAUAUCCCUGAAGAGCUCAAACUAUAAACUAAACAUCUUGGCUAGUCUUUUUGGUGGAGAUUUCUCUCUGUGGGGUGAUGGUGUCUUUAACCUGGAGUUGAUCAACUUCCGAGCUAAUGGCAGCUUCAUCAUUCGCCCGAAGUCGGCCACCAGUGGGGUGUACGUUAAAAGCUGGAAAGUAAACUGGGAAUUGGAGGAGGCUAAAUCCCAGACCACGGGGAUUAUGAACAGUCGAUUGUAUUCGAAAUUCAUAAAUGAUCUGAUCAAGGAGUAUCUUGAUAUUUUGAUCAAUGAUAAUCCCACGGAAGUCUCUCAAUUCAUGGAGGAGCUAAUUGUUCCGCCAAUGAAUGUGGUUUUGGACAAUAUUGCCUGGUAUGAGAUUACCGCUAUCAUUUUGGGCCUGGUCGAAGGCAUUCUGCCGGUGGAGCCAAUUUGCUGAAGUGCUGCCGUCGAGGAAGUCGACUGCCAGGUGUUUCGAGUGCUAAAAUGUGAAUAAAUGUCUUAGGAAACGAUUGAUAACAAAA